AUGGCAAGAACAGCUUUCAUCACCGGUGCCAAUGGCCUCAGCGGUAGCGCCAUUGUUGCGCAUCUCUGCAACACAACCACCUCUGCCGAAUGGGAAUCUAUCAUUGUCACUUCGAGAAGUCCCUUAAAAGCUACUAUCACGGACUCUCGGAUCAAGUUCAUCGCUCUCGACUUCACAAAUGACGUUCCCUGCCUAGUGGAAAGGAUGAAAGAGAUCUGCGGUCCCGUCAGCCAUGCUUAUUUCUGUUCUUACCUUCACAAGGAUGAUUUUGCAGAGUCAUACACCGCCAACAAAGCCCUCUUCAAAAAUUUCAUAGCCGCCAUCGACAAGACAGCCCCCAAGUUAGAGAACGUUACUUUGCAGACAGGCGGAAAGUACUACAAUCUCCAUGUCGAACCCGUGCCCUCUCCAGCGCGGGAAGACGACCCACGCCGCUAUGGGCCAUUUGAGAAUUUCUAUUUUCCCCAAGAAGACACACUGACCGUAAUGCAGCGUGGCAAGGCCUGGUCGUGGAAUGUCAUACGAUCGGAGGCCAUCAUCGGUGCAAACUCGCAGCCGUAUGGUUUGAAUGAGGCCCUCACCAUUGCCAUAUACUUCUUGAUCUGCCGCGAGCUGGGUACCGUUGCCCCAAUGCCGACGAAUCAGCGAUACUGGGAAGGAACAGAGGACGUGUCAUACGCACCUUUGAUCGCCGACCUGACUAUAUUCGUUUCGACCCGGAAGUCAUGCGCUAAUGAAGCUUUCAACGUCACCAAUGGAGAUUAUUUUUCCUGGCGCUACAUGUGGCCACGCCUCGCCUCAAGUCUCGGUGCCAACGCCGACUCGCAACAGCAUUUCGAAAAAGCGGUGCCCAGAGAGGGCGAGUUACAAGUCGAGUGGCGCCUGGCCGAAUGGUGUCAGGACAAACGCAAGGUGUGGGAGGACUUGUGCGAUCGUCAAGAUUUGCCGGGUGCCAAAGCGACAUUUGACCUUGCCGGCUGGGAAGUGGGAGAUUUUCUCUUUCAGAGGACGUGGAGUGCUACAUUGAGCAUAAACAAAGCGCGGCGGUUUGGAUGGACUGGGCACAUCGAUUCCUACCAAUCGUUCGUCAAUACGUUCGACAAGUUCAGACAGCUCGGCUUGAUACCUCAGUAA
This is a messenger RNA of Penicillium coprophilum, 1134 nucleotides long. Its product is annotated as SDR family oxidoreductase. The transcript has a single exon. Bases 1 to 1134 code for a protein of 377 amino acids. The record is from RefSeq and is a predicted model, not a curated record. Lineage: Eukaryota; Fungi; Ascomycota; Eurotiomycetes; Eurotiales; Aspergillaceae.